Cuscuta campestris is the source of this 1535-nucleotide messenger RNA. The record is from the annotation of a GenBank genome assembly. Lineage: Eukaryota; Viridiplantae; Streptophyta; Magnoliopsida; Solanales; Convolvulaceae.
GCAAGUUCCGUUUCUCUUUCCCCAUCUUCUUCCUUCUCCUUCUCUCCUAAGCCAAUCCAAAACUAGGACAAAGAAAUUGAGGCGCGCUGUGUAUAAGACGGGGGUAAGGUAAAACAGGCAUGGGCUUUUUCCCUUGUUGUGGCGAUUCAUCCACCGCCAAGAGAGAAGACCGAAAGAGAAGCGCCGCCGCCAAAAGGACGGAGCACAAGAAGGACGAAAUUGCGCAGCCGGCCUCCGAUACACCAACAAGGGUUAGCCCUUGCCAAGGUGGGAAGAAGGAGGAAUGCAAUGAUGCAGCAAAUCAAUCUACUUCAGGCAAAGACGAGGAUUGCAAUCAAAGGAAGUCUGGAGGAGGAGGAGAAACAGAAACGGGCAAGGCGAGGACGUUUACCUUUGCUGAUCUCGUGGCUGCCACAGAAAACUUCAAGCAAGAAUUCUUUUUGGGUGAAGGAGGAUUUGGCAAAGUCUUUAAAGGUCGACUGGUAGAUACUGGCCAGAUUGUGGCUAUAAAGCAGCUUGAUCGCGAUGGAUGUCAAGGGAUUAGAGAGUUUGUUGUUGAAGUGUUGACCUUGAGUAUGGCCGACCACCCUAAUCUUGUUAAGCUAAUCGGUUAUUGUGCAGAGGGCGAUCAAAGACUUUUGGUUUAUGAGUAUAUGCCUCUCGGUGCGGCAAAAGGGCUUGAGUAUUUACAUGACAAGAUGAAGCCGCCGGUGAUAUGCCGCGAUUUGAAGUGCUCAAAUAUAUUGCUUGCCGAGGAUUAUCAUCCCAAACUGUCUGAUUUUGGGUUGGCGAAGGUGGGCCCGCUCGGAGACAAGACCCACGUCUCAACCAGGGUGAUGGGCACGUACGGUUACUGCGCUCUGGAUUAUGCUAUGACUGGUCAGUUGACAUUCAAAUCAGAUGUUUACAGCUUUGGGGUUGUUCUUCUUGAGCUCAUCACUGGUAGGAGAGCUAUUGACAACACUAAACCUGCUCCAGAACAAAAUCUUGUUGCUUGGGCACGGCCGCUGUUCAAAGACCGGAAGAAAUUCCGGCAGAUGGCGGACCCCGCACUGGGAACUCAGUUUCUGGUGAGAGGGCUGUACCAGGCCCUGGCCAUUGCCGCGAUGUGCGUGCAGGAGCAACCGAACAUGCGUCCCCUCGUCGCUGACAUUGUCACCGGCCUUAACUACCUCUCCGCUCAAGAGUACGGCCCGCUUUCCCUGCCCUCUCGAAGAGGCCCGUAUUCUCACAAGCCCAAACUAGAUGGGCCUGAGAAGAGUGCUAGUUCCAGUGAUGUGGGUGAGGAGGAGGAGAAGAUGGAAGAUUGAUUCAUUCAUUAAUGCAUGCAUUCUUUGAUGAAGGGCAAAAAAAACAUAGAAAUGUUCUCCAACAAAAACGCCUCAAAAACCACCUUCCGUUUUUGAUCGUUUAGUGAAAACCAUGCGAAACGGCACGAACUUGGCUAGCCGUGGUUUUCAACUAAAUGACGUGGUUUUUAAGAUGUUUUACUUGAUUUCUUAGCAAAUUGCAAUAAACAAAUGUUUUCUAAACUU